Symphalangus syndactylus (siamang) is the source of this 1760-nucleotide messenger RNA. Its product is annotated as putative UPF0607 protein ENSP00000382826. The record is from RefSeq and is a predicted model, not a curated record. Lineage: Eukaryota; Metazoa; Chordata; Mammalia; Primates; Hylobatidae.
AUGGGCAACUCACUGAGCGUAUUUUGUUCCUGGUUCCGCCGCAGGUUCCGGCUACACCACCGGCUACAUUCUCAUAUAAGCCUAUGUUGUUACUGCUUCGGACGCAGGUCCCUGCAACUCCAGUGUCAACGUUCUGGUCUAAGAGUAAGUUGUUCCUGCUCCCGCCGCAGCUCCCAGCCACGCCAUCACCAACUUUCUCUUCUAAGCAUAUUUCGUUCCUGGUUCCACCGCAUGUCCUGGCUAUGCCGUCAGCAACAUCCUCGUAUAAGCGUAUGUUGUUACUGCUUCAGCCGCAGGUCCCUGCAACUCCAGUGUCAACGUUUUGGUGUAAGAGUAAGUUGUUCCGGCUUCCCCAGCAGGUCCCAGCCAUGGCAUCCGCAACCUGCUCGUCUUGUCCGUGAGGCCCUCCCAGCUGGCCAGGCUCACCCUGUGGCUCCUGCACCUGUGCCUCCUGCACCUGUGCCUCCUGCACCUGUGCCUCCUGCACCUGUGCCGCCUGCCCCGGGAACCUUGGGCUGUUUCCGAUUCCUCUUCAACCCCCGGAAACAUGUUGGGCCUUCUUUUCCAGCCAGGCGGGACCGUGCCCCUGUGAGGCUGUGUCCUGUCCCUCAGAACACAGGCACCCCACUGAGGGUCCUGCCUUCUGUGGUCUGGAGCCCCCACUCAAGGAAGAAACCCGUGCUGUCUGCUCACAACUCCAUGAUGUUUGGACACCUCAGCCCCGUGAGGAUCCCUCGUCUCAGAGGCAGUUUUAACCUCCGACUUCCUUCAUUAGAUGAGCAGGUGAUCCCAGCCAGGCUCCCGAAGAUGGAGGUGAGGAAAGAAGAGCCCAAAGAAGCAACGCAGGUGAAAGACCAGGUAGAGACCCAGGGGCAGGAAGACAAUAAAAGGGGCCCCUGUAGCAAUGGGGAAGCAGCCUCCACCUCCAGGCCCCUGGAGACUCAGGGAAACCUCACUUCCUCCUGGUAUAAUCCCAGGCCCUUGGAGGGAAGUGUCCGUCUGAAGAGCUUGACAGAAAAGAACCAGACUGACAAGGCCCAGGUGCAUGCAGUGAGUUUCUACUCCAAGGGCCAUGGAGUCGCCAGUUCACACAGCCCUGCUGGAGGCAUCCUUCCCUUUGGGAAGCCUGACCCAGUUCCAACAGUGCUCCCUGCACCAGUUCCGGGCUGCUGCCUGUGGCCAGAGAAGGCGGCCUUGAAGGUGCUGGGUAAAGACCACCUGCCCAGCUCUCCAGGCUUGCUGAUGGUGGGGGAGGACAUGCAGCCCAGGGAUCCUGCAGCGCUUGCAUCAAGUAGCUCUUCUCCCCCCACAGCUGUCGGCCAUGGGUCCCGCAAAAGAAAGCUGUCAGGGUCACCGCUGCAGCUGCAACCGACCCCUCCCCUGACACUGAGGUGGGAUAGAGAUGAGGGGCCCCCACCGGCUAAGCUUCCCUGUCUGUCUCCUGAGGCACUGUUGGUGGGUCAGGCUUCCCAAAGAGAAGGACGCCUCCAGCAGGGCAACAUGCGUAAGAACAUGAGGGUGUUAAGUAGAACAUCAAAAUCCAGGAGACGAAAACAGCUGCUUAGGAGGAGAAAGAAGACACGGCAGGGCAGGCGUGGUGGCUCACGCCUGUAAUCCAGCACUUUGGGAGGCCCAGGCGGGCGGAUCAGGAGGUCAAGAGAUCGAGACCUGAGGAGCAUCUCUGCCUGGUCCCUGCACCAUCUGGGAAGUGAGGAGCGCCUCUGCCCAGCCGCCCCACAGUCUGGGAAGUGAGGAGCGCC